AGUGCAGAGUGGGAAUAGAAAGAUGGGGGAAAUGUGAAGGGGUCAAAAAAACAUAUUUGUGAAAUUGGCGGGUUUCCCCAACCUCAAACCCUAACAAGCAUAACUCUCUGAGAUUUCUUUGUGGUUGAUGUCAAUCCCAAAUAUGAAUAGCUUGAGAUGCUUCUACACUCGAGCCAACUCUCUCCUCCUCCUCCGAUCUUCCUUCUCUCCGGUCACGAUCCCCGUCCGCCGCCUCUCCUCCGUUUUCGACUCCCUCUCCAAUCAAACCGUCAGCUCCAUCUCAGACGUCGAUACAAAGACACAGGCUUCACCCGGAAUCGCAAAAGGCGCGAUUUCGAGCAGAGGAGAAGACAAACCGGAGGAGAAGCACAGAAGUGGUCGGGGAUGGGAUCCGGGUGAAGUGGUUAUGAACAAGAAGAAAGGCAAAGUGAAGACUUCCUGGGUUUGUGAGAGCUGUGGGCACUCGGAAGGGCAAUGGUGGGGAAGCUGCCGCGCUUGCAACAAAGUUGGGACCAUGCGGCGUUUCUCUGAAGGUCCUGAGUCACGUGCAAGUGGUGGUGGUGGAGCUAGUGGCCGCGGCGGCGGCUCGGAAGGUGCUGGUUUGGCAUGGUUACCUGAGCAUGGAGUUGCGCAGCCACUCAAAUUGAGUUCUGUUAUUGAUGGGAUUACUCAUCAGCAAUGGAGAAUUUCUUUGCCAGGACUGUUUGGGAAUGAAGUUGGGAGAGUGCUUGGUGGUGGUCUUGCACCAGGUUCGCUGAUUUUGAUCGGUGGUGACCCUGGUAUUGGUAAGAGUACCUUGUUAUUGCAGAUUGCAUCUAUAAUUGCUGACGGGAAUGAUUUGGCCCAACCAGCACCCGUCUUGUAUGUCUCUGGUGAAGAGAGUGUCGACCAAAUAGGAAGUCGAGCUGACAGGAUGAAAAUUGAAACAGACGAGCUCUACCUGUUUUCCAGCUCUGAUCUUCAGGAUAUUUUAACGAAAGCUCAUCGGCUCUCUCCGCGAGCUCUCAUCAUUGAUUCAAUUCAAACGGUUUAUCUAAAAGAGGUGACUGGAAGCGCUGGUGGUCUCACACAGGUUAAAGAGUGCACAUCAACAUUGCUGCGUUUUGCUAAGAAAUCAAAUGUCCCUGUUUUCUUGGUUGGACAUGUUACAAAAGCGGGAGAUAUUGCAGGACCUCGUGUUUUGGAGCACAUAGUAGAUGUUGUGUUGUACAUGGAGGGUGAAGAACAUUCAACUUACCGCUUGCUUCGAUCUGUGAAGAAUCGGUUUGGGUCGACUGAUGAACUUGGAGUUUUUGAAAUGUCGCAAGCCGGGCUUGAAGUGGUCUCAAACCCUAGUGGCAUAUAUCUUAGUCAACAGAACACAGAUUCAGAUGUUUUAGCUGGAUUAGCUGUAGCAGUUGUUAUGGAUGGAUCUCGGAGUUUCCUCAUUGAAGUUCAGGCGUUGUGUGCGACUGGCUCAACAGUUUCAAGGCAUGUCAAUGGUGUUCAAGCAAGCAGAGCUGACAUGAUAAUUGCGGUUCUUAUGAAGCAAGCUGGACUUAGGAUUCAGGAAUCUGGUAUCUUUCUGAACGUUGCUAACGGGAUGGCUCUCUCUGAGACUGCUGGUGACCUUGCAAUAGCAGCAGCAAUUUGUAGCAGUUUCUUGGAGUUUCCAAUUCCUCACGGUGUGGCAUUCAUCGGCGAGAUUGGUCUUGGAGGCGAAAUUCGCACGGUACCAAGAAUGGAGAAAAGGGUAAGUACGGUGGCAAAGCUAGGUUUCACCAAAUGUGUGGUUCCCAAAUCAGUGGAGAAGUCACUAAAAUCGCUAGGUUUGAAAGAGAUUGAGAUCAUUGGGUGCAAGAAUCUGAAAGAGUUGAUCAAUUCUGUGUUUAGGGGAUAAUCAGAGUAAUCAAACCUUUUUUUUUCUGUACUUUCUUUUUCAGCUCAGUACAUUUAAGGGGCUUAAACCAUAUUCGGAGAGUAAUCUAUAAUUAAUGCCUUUGUGUCAAAGAAAAUAUAUUUUAUCUUCUUUC
Brassica oleracea var. oleracea is the source of this 2012-nucleotide messenger RNA. RefSeq names its product DNA repair protein RadA homolog. NCBI's taxonomy places the organism in Eukaryota, Viridiplantae, Streptophyta, Magnoliopsida, Brassicales, Brassicaceae. The transcript has 15 exons. Bases 128 to 1879 code for a protein of 583 amino acids. Gene Ontology annotation, molecular function: ATP hydrolysis activity; ATP binding; damaged DNA binding. Gene Ontology annotation, biological process: recombinational repair. The record is from RefSeq and is a predicted model, not a curated record.